AAUGACGUAUAUUGACCCUCAUUUGUUUUGCACGUGGUUAGAGGUUACUUGUUGAACUACCUAGCACUGUCCUUUAGCGGUGUCAUUAAAUAGUACAGUUUGCAGGUUAUGAAAAUGAGCUCUAGCAGUACUACUAAAGAGUGGAUUCUAGGAAUCAGUUUGGCUGCAGGAACAGCAGCAGUUGGUUACCUGGCCUACAGAACUUUUGUUUCGAGAGGCAAAUGCUGUAAGACGAGGGUUAAUUUGGACAUCCAGAAGGAUAACCCCAAGGUAGUUCAUGCCUUUGAUAUUGAAGAUUUGGGUGAAAAAGCAGUAUAUUGUCGAUGCUGGAGAUCAAAGAAGUUUCCCAUGUGUGAUGGUUCGCAUACAAAGCACAAUGAAGAAACUGGUGACAAUGUUGGACCUUUGAUUAUAAAGAGAAAGGAAGCCUGAAAAACUGAACACGCUCCAUCCCAGGAUGCAGCCUGCAUUACAAACCUGCCCGUUUGUCAUUGCAUCAUACACGCUCUGUUUUAGGAAUAUUUAUUGAGGCACACCAUAACUAUGGUAGUCUAUAGUAUUCUGGUAUUUCAAACUUUGCCCUGCACUUGCCUGUUAUGAUCUUGUGCUGUGUAACUGAAGGUUGCGGGUUUCUGCUUCUGUAUAUAGUGUGUAGAAUUAAAUAUAAAUCAUAUUAAGGAAGUGAUUUGUCUGAGUUUGACAUCAAAAUGAAGACUUGUUCUUUCUUUUAAUAUGUGAUGUAAUAAACAACAGAUGUUUAAGUAAAUGAACUGACAGUCCUUUUCCAGCAAACUGAUUUUAAAUUUGGUUCUGAAAAAACUGAAUGUAACUUGCAAGAAAAAAAUGUUGGGUUUGUAUAGUUUAAGUAGCUGCUGUAGGUGGUUGAUUGCACUUCUUUGUUUUGGUGAAUUGUUAAUGUUAAGUGAAAUAAAGAGCUUGUGGUGGUAAAGCAAGGUGAA
Messenger RNA from Protopterus annectens (West African lungfish), 959 nucleotides. RefSeq names its product CDGSH iron sulfur domain 1 (gene CISD1). Gene Ontology annotation, cellular component: intracellular membrane-bounded organelle; mitochondrial outer membrane. Lineage: Eukaryota; Metazoa; Chordata; Ceratodontiformes; Protopteridae. The coding region runs from base 109 to 432 and encodes 107 amino acids. The transcript has 3 exons. Gene Ontology annotation, molecular function: 2 iron, 2 sulfur cluster binding. Gene Ontology annotation, biological process: regulation of autophagy. The record is from RefSeq and is a predicted model, not a curated record.